UUGUGGACCUUAAAUGUCCACAGUGAUGCUUUAUUAUUGUAUAACAAGUAAAAGUAGCCCUAGCUUACGCCUCACUCAGCGGCAUAUUGCCUUACACACCUGCAAGUGAUCCAGGCUCAUCAAUAUGCUGCUCCUCAUUUAUUAUUACAGAGUGACUCCUGUGGUAAAAUAGAAAAAGAGCCCACAGAGCGUGACAGAGUGAAUGCCGUGGCAGAGUGAGAAUGGACGUUCCUGUUCUACCAAACAACAACCACCCACAGAAGUUCCUUCAUUUGGAUGUCAGGAUGCUGCCGGUUACUCACAAGAUGUUUCAGGGAGUGUUGGAGCAAAGGACGGAGAUAAAAAGCAGGUGGUCCUCCUCCCAAGAGGACUCUGUGGUGUUUGUACAACGAUACCUCGAGAAGCACACAACUCCUGGUAGCCAGCAGUCCCACGUUAAAACAAACCCUUUGUAUAGCACGACGGAUGCGGUGGACAUGAAGAAAUGCAAACCGUCCUGGACCAUCAAGGAGUACACCACGCAGACAGGCCAUGGCGGAUUUACAGACUCUUUACAGGAUGAAGAGAAGACAGCCAAAGAUCUGGACUUUUGGUUGGAGGAUCUUUACACACCAGGGUUUGAUGUCUUACUGAAGAAAAAACAAGCAGAAGAGCGACGGAAAAGACUUCACAAAAUCAUGUGUGUCAUAGGUUUGUCUGUGAGCGUCAUUCUCGUCGUCAUCAUCGUGCCAAUUGUCGUGCUAGGAAAUAAAGUAUGAUUGA
Doryrhamphus excisus (bluestripe pipefish) is the source of this 762-nucleotide messenger RNA. RefSeq names its product membrane integral NOTCH2 associated receptor 2 (gene minar2). Lineage: Eukaryota; Metazoa; Chordata; Actinopteri; Syngnathiformes; Syngnathidae. The record is from RefSeq and is a predicted model, not a curated record.